Gadus macrocephalus (Pacific cod) is the source of this 1329-nucleotide messenger RNA. RefSeq names its product smoothelin a (gene smtna). NCBI's taxonomy places the organism in Eukaryota, Metazoa, Chordata, Actinopteri, Gadiformes, Gadidae. The transcript is spliced from 8 exons. The record is from RefSeq and is a predicted model, not a curated record. Gene Ontology annotation, biological process: actin cytoskeleton organization. Gene Ontology annotation, molecular function: protein binding. Bases 163 to 861 code for a protein of 232 amino acids. Gene Ontology annotation, cellular component: filamentous actin; microtubule organizing center.
GAGAAGGACAGGGACUCCUCAACAGCCAGAACACCACAGACUUCAGGACAGCUGCUGGAGGAGCACUCUGCCACACAUUACCAGCACUCUGAAGGACACUGACGAUUUCACACCAAAAUUCCACUUGAUGAAUGUCUACAGAGUUGUCUGAUCAAGCAGAACAUGGAGGCCGACGCUGCUGUAGCCUCCGAUCCCCCAAGCAGCCAGGACAUCGCUGCCAUCCAGGAUGAAGAUGUCCUCAAUAAAAUGCUGGAUAAAGCUGUUGAUUUUGAGGAGAGGAAAAUGUUGCGAGCUGCACUCAGGGAACUGCUUAAGACAAAAAGAGAUAAGAGGGAGAAGGACCGGGGGUCCAGACAGGAAGACUUGAAGGGUCUGAACCAAAGAGGGCAGCCAAAACCAAAGACUCCGGUGUCACCCAUUCAGAUGUCCUUUAACGGGCCCCCCAAGACCGCCAGCAGCUCAGACACCAGUGUAAGAAGCCCAACCGCCGCAGCGCCCAACACUAAAAAUGUCAAGCAGAUGCUGUUGGAUUGGUGUCGCGCCAAAACGGAGCCAUAUGAGGGGGUGACCAUCAAGAACUUCUCUUCCAGUUGGAGCGACGGCAUCGCGUUCUGCGCGCUAGUGCACCGCUUCUUCCCGGAUGCCUUCGAGUACUCCACCCUCAACCCCAACAACCGCAGAGACAACUUUGAGUUGGCGUUCACCACCGCAGAGAAGUUGGCAAAUUGUCCCCCCCUGCUGGAUGUGGAAGACUUACUGCGCAUGGCAGAGCCAGACUGGAAGUGUGUCUACACAUAUAUCCAAGAGUUCUACCGAUGUCUGGUGGAGAAAGGCCUGGUCAAAACCAAAAAGAGGACGUAGACGGCAACAUCUUCGUAUUUUUCUUUUACACCUAUUCUUUUUUUUACGGCAACAUAUUUUCCUUUUACACCAAUUUUUUUUAAACAGGAUUUACUCUUACAUCAAACGUAAUACGACACUGUACUUAAUGUACAGAACUCACCAUGAUGAUAAGCUUUGGUUUCAUGGAGUGUUUUCACCACUAAGUAUAAAAGUGUUUUUUUAAUAAUUGCACAUCCUUGUAGAGUGCUCUAUUUGCAGUUUGUUUGUGUAGGUGUUAGUAAAUGCUUGUCUGUGUGUGUGUGUGUGUGUGUGGACAGCUGGUACUUAGGAACAUCAUGUUCUGCUGAGAUUAUACAGAUCUGCAUUUAACGCAUGGAGGCGGCAAUGCAUUUUCAAGGCAUGUCUACAUUGUUUUUAAAGCCUACAAUUUAUAGACAUUAUUUUUGUUCCUCUUUAAUAAAACAUGUCUAAAAUCAUAUUAAAACA